ACUCGGCAGGAGCGAACGGAGCGACUUGACCCGGAAAACAACCCCGGACCGGGACGCGUCGAACGUUCCGUAGUACGCGUAGCUUGUGCUUGUUUCCCACCCACCACCCACCCACUGGGAGGGAGGCUGCAACACGCAAAAAGAGAGAAAAAAAAGGCAGCAGUGUGAGCGGUUUUUUUUUUGGCGUUCGUCUCGUUUUGCGGCGUGUUUAUGUGCGUGACCGGCCAUUAGCAAAACUCCGCUAACCGCGAGGGGAAGUGACAACCGCUAUCGAUGCGGGUGCGGAGGAAAAUCAUCGCCCCGUGGCCGGGUUUUCGUGAAAAUGUGUGUGCGUGUGUGUAUAUGCGCGCGCUAGAGUGAAAAGCCCCUGUUGGUGCUGGUGCGCCGGCGGGAUGAAGGCGAACCUGAACGGCUGGUGUUGAAGGAAACACGCACAAACCCACACACACACGCAUGCACACGCACACACACACAUACAGAGAGGCUGGCCCAAAACGCCAAAACAGCUGGAACGGAAAUGCCUCCCCCCGUCAACUUGGGUUUGCGGAAAAUGGUUGUUUUCCGUUGUGAAGUCCGUUGGAAAGUUGAAAAGUGAGCGAGAACGAAGGCUGCAGCACAGUGCGAUGUAGUGACAAAAGGAAAACGGAAAGGAGGAGGAGGUGGAGGAGAAGGGGCCACCGGGCCGGGCAGGACCGGGCCCGGACCGGAGGUCACAAGCUACGCGUACUGCGUCACUUGCGUCGUGUCCUUUUCCGUCGGGUCGUCGCUGCGUUUUCGCUCCUGCCGUGGUUAUCUUCCUUGAAAACAAAAAAAUGGGAGAAAGAUUUGUGGAAAUGAAGUGGAAAAGAUCCCGAUACCGGUGGUCGGAUUAGCGUUCCCCGUUUCGGUUGGCCCCAACCCACCCCCGGCCACAGCAUCCGGUGGGACACCAGCGCCAUCAAGGAUACGCUUUGAUUUGGCGUUUUCGUAUCGCGAUUCGUGUGAUUCGUGUUUCGUUGAGAUGUGUUUUUUUUGGCGUUAAAAGAAAAACUCGUUCCCCGGUUGCCACCGUCGUGGUGCAAAAUCCCAGCUUCGCCUUACCUUGCUUGUCUUGUUGUUCUAUCUCCCCACCGGUUCGACCCCCGGUUUCGGUCGGUUGCGAUUGGCCCUUCUUCGUUCGAGUAAGUCGUAAGCAAUUAAAUGAACGAAAUCGUCAUCCUAAGCGAGGGCUACUCCCGGUGGGACGAACCGGAACCGGAACUGGAACCAAAACCGACCGGCACGAUGAUGCUGGCCAACUGCACCUGCACGCUGAUCAAAGGCCCCGAUUGCAACGUCAUCGUCGACACGAUGACCCCGUGGGAUGGCGAUCUGCUUUUGCGGCGACUGCAGGAGCAUCAGCUGCAUCCGGACGACAUCGGCUACGUCGUGAGCACACACGGACAUUCCGACCAUCUGGGGAAUAAUAACCUCUUCCUGCGGGCGAAGCGGCACAUCGUUGGCACUAAUAUUUCCCACCGGAAUCGUUACUACGUCCAUGAUUUCGACGCCGCCCCCUUUCGACUGACGGAUGAUAUCGAAAUUCAGGCCACACCAGGCCACACAAUGUCCUGCGUGACGGUGCUGAUCGCCCGGACCAACCUGUCGAUUGGCGUCCCCGAUGGACUGCGAGUGGCGGUCGUUGGGGAUUUGUUCGAGCGCCAGCAGGACAUCGAUGACGAGCGGCUGUGGCUGGACGCUGGCAGCGAGAAUCCACGUGCUCAGCGGCACCAUCGGGCUCGGAUCGCUGAUCUGGCCGAUUGGAUCGUCCCCGGACAUGGUGGACCAUUCCGGGUGGAUUCGGAGAUGCGUGAAAAGCUGCACCGGCAGGUGACGGAUUCGGUGGGUGAAAUGUAACGCCAGAAUGGAGAGCAGCCUGGUAAGAAGCCUGUGGUGGGAGAACGGCGGCAGGAAUCGAUGCUUUUUUUACAGCCUGAUUAAUGAAGUUACAGUUUCAAGGUUUCGUUUUUGCGCGAAGUUGUUUCGUUGUUUUGCACACGCGCUCGCUUCACGCGCAGGCGGCAUAGUUUGCGCAAACCAGUUCCGUUCCGCUUUCGGUUUCAAGCGUUGCAUCGCAACACCAGGAGAGGAGAGAAAAAAAAAUUACACAACAAAAAAUAAAGCGAGAAGAAGGAAUUAGGAACCCGUAAGAACUAAACGAUGUUAAUAUGAUAAGUGACUAAUUAAUACGAUUAUGUGUGUCAAGGCAUAUUAGCGAAAAGUCAAGAGACAAGAAUCAAAUGCUAUCAUUGUGCACAUUAUACCGAUUAUCGAUUGUUCGUUCAUAGUGUUGUUCAUGUAAUCGAAGCGAUCCAGGCGGGGGUUUGAUUCCCGAUCAUAAGGGCAUUAGCUGUCGCUUGUCCCGGUCGUGAUGUGUUUAAAAAAAAAAAGAAGAAACGCAUACCGUUAAAAAAAGGGGUUACACCGACCUAGGGACAAAAUUUCCAGUUACUCAUUGUUAGCACAGUUGUUUGUUGUUUGCGUCGACAAUUUUUCAUUUCCUAUCGUUGUGGCUCGGUUCGUUCUGACGAGCCGGGCUCUUUAGCAGUUUGCAAAACCAUGCGUUUAACCCGUUUAACAGGUUUGGCUGAGCCGCACGAGCACACCACUCGUUCUCGGCGAGGCCGGAAAGGCCGAAUGGACCGUCUAGUGAAAGUAAAAACACACACGCGUACACGUAUAAUAACGUUCGCACGAAAGAAAGAAAACGCCCUUCUCUCUGGACACACAGCUCGCCUAUUUGCAAGGCUGCCUGUGGUGUUGAGUGGUCGGUGUUUGAUGCGAACGAUACGAGAGAGCUUUUUACCGCUUAUUUCCGUAUCCUGAAUCCGGUUGGGCGGAUGACCGCCCGCGUUUCGAUCCAUCGAUCGGAACCGGUGCAUACCGUUGGAUACCGAUACGCAGGGAUACGUAUGGAAUAAAACCAACCAACCAACCAGAAAAAGAAAAAAAGACACCCAAGAUUUGUCUGUGUACACGCCGGCAUGGCACGGACGUGUGCGGGAAAGCAGAAAUUUAAUGAAGAAAAAAAAACAAAAAACAAAAAAACCCAACCAAUGCUCUUAAGAACGGCCGGCGUUCGUGCUGGAUGUUGGAAGACGCAAGCUUUAUGGCAACUUACAUAGGUAUGCUUUAGGAUAAGAAAUGGAACGGAGCCACAGUGGGCGUGUAGACGAUGAGGGCGGAAAACAAAAACAAACCUAGCUUUCCGAAUCGAAUCGACGCGUUAAGAAAAUUGAGCAAACAAGAUAAGUAAAGAAGAAGAAGAAGAAAAAAAAAAUACAUACACAAUUUACAUAAUACACGAUAUUAAUAAGCAGUUUAUUGAUCAUACAUGUAAACGUUAGUGGACUUAGAGUUUCAAAAUGUUUCUUAAAAUGCAAGCGAACAAAAUGGUCAGAAAAACCAACACUACACACACACACAUACAGCAAAAGACACACGUACGGAAGGACACACAUCCAUUCUCACUUCGGAGAAGCUGCGAUGAAAGCCAAUUUACAGAGAAAGCAAAACACACAUAUUGUAACGUUUAGACCAGUUCUUAGGCGGGACACACGCAAAAAAAAACACACACACAGUUGGAACAGCAGCAGUCGAACAGCGAGAAAAACCAAUGGUACCAAUUUUGAAAAGGUUGUGCAAAGUAAACAAACAAACAAACAAACAAAAACUACCCAUUCCCGCGUGUUUGGGGGAAGCGCUAACUUGCUACCAUUUUGAUCCCCGUGCAUCGCGUGCAAGCGAGAGCAACACACAUUAAAGGCCAUUUUCGCGGUCAGUAUUUAGGUGGUCUGGUAGUGGUCACACCCCCAACGUGCAAUACCCCCCCUCCCCUCUUCCCAAUCUCUCCCCCACGACACAUGCAAUACAGAUAUAUACACGUUUGAAAUCUAUGGGCUUACGGACCAGGGUUCGGUGGAGGCGCCCUUCAGUUCGAUUCUUCUGCUUAAACAAGGGAACAGAAGGACGCUGAAGGGGUCCUGACACACACACCUGAUGCCUUUCUUUAAGAUGCUUCUACCGGAGAUUUGCCAACUUUUUGAGACGAAUGAGACGAAGGUGGAAGAAGAAGAACGAAAAAAAAACACCCACACAAACACAACAACAUCAACAGCAAACCAGCACAUAGGCAAUGGGGGCGGAUAUUAGCCAACCGCGUAGUUUUUUCGCCACACACGACCCCUCCCCCCCCCCCGCUCUUCGCCUUCCCAUACACUGACACACAUACGCCAACAGGCACACGUACACCCACAGAACAAUGGAAAGCGGGCAGGCUGCAGAACACUAGAACACACGUGGGGCCAGUGGGGACCCGCGGCAACACACCCACAAAAAUAUACAGCAAGUAAAUGCAUUAAACCAAACGUAUAAUGGAUGUUUAGUUCUUAAUGCGCAGCAAACACUACUGCGAGCAAAUUACAAGAAGAAGCAAAAAAAAAGUAAUAAUAAUCGAUUAAGAGUUAUACAUAUAUAUAUAUACAUAUUAAACAAAGGAAACAGAAACAAAAAAAUGAAACAAGUAAUCAUCUCAUGAAUCACCCGACUCAUCAAGCGUAAUUAAAACUAGAUUUAGCGAGAGAGAGAAAAAAAAAGCAGAUAGGCGUAUAAGCACGCACGCGCGUUCGCGGAGAACAACAUCGGCUCGGCGCAGAACGGCGGAGAAACAGAAGAAGAAAAAAAUUCUACACCACUUGGAUCCGAAAACUUCUAGUCGAUAAGGUGACCGAAAAAACCUGGCAAACAAACAAAAGACGAGCGCGAAAGGAGGCGCGUUACGUUUAAGGAUAAGCGGCGAGAAAGCAGUAGCAAAUAGACGUUACACGCGUAUAGGUUAUCGAGGAUAGAGUAUUUUCUCCACACCUGGCACCGUGGAGAAAGGCCUGGCAAACACGAUUUUCUACUAAAACUAUUUAUUCAUACAAACAUAUAUAUAUAGAUAUAUACACACAAAUAUGAAUAUAUAUACACAUAUAUGAAUAUACAAGAAAAAAAAACAACUGGAAGGAAAGCCGCAUGAUGUGUAGUGCUCGUAGUGGAAAGCGUACAGCAGGGAGAAGAAACGAACGCGCAAGAAAAAUGUUUAAUUGUUUCCUAAGGACAGAACAAAGCUAGAAAAAAUACACAAAAAUCACACACACACAGAAACACAGACACACCGAUACGGUAUAAGUAAGCAAAGCAUCUUACGCAAAGCUGAUUUAAUGAUGAUGAUGAGUAUGUGAAAGAUGAAAAUGCUAAAACUACCGCGAAACAUAACACGACACGUGACCUUCAUGUUCCGGCCAUCAUCGACCACCGGGUGAAGGAAUGUUUCGCGAAAUGAAAUGAACAAAAGAUGCAGGAGAAGAAGCAAACAAAAAAACAUACUCACACACGCUAGUGGAACUGGAACACGAGAGCUAGAGCAAGGACAUUUAGGUCACAGGUUCCACUCACAAUGGGUGGUGUUUCGCGGCGCAGAAGGAUGCAAUGCAUACAAUGUUGGCAUCCGGCAUGGCGUGUGUGUGUGGAGAUCAGGAGCAGCCUAAAUAUAGGCCGGGGGCUGCACAUGCACAGAACAAUAAUUUCUGCUGACCGUUGAGCAUUGUGUGGUGGGCAAGGAUAUGGAUACGAGAGCGCGCGCCUAUGAAAAAGGACAUUCGCGCGCUGGAGCUUUGAUGUUUUGACGAUAAGAAGAAUACAUUUGCUGAUAAGUGUGAGGCGAGAAGAAGCAGCAGACAGCGGUGAGAUAAAAUAAUCAAUAAACUCAUAUUCACGCCCUAGCCGGCGAAUAGCAGUAGUUUAGCGGAGCAGCGUACGAGAAGCAGAAGCAAACUAAUUCAAAACUCUAUAUGAAUAAUAGUAGUAGCAGUAGCAUUAUCUUAUCGGUUUGGCAAUGAGAAUGAGUAAUUUAAGUGCGAUGUAACGAAGCGAAGAUUGGGUUAUUGGAUAAUAAUGUUGAAGAUCAUUAAAUUCAACACAAAAAAAUUAUAUAUAUAUAUACACACACACACACUCAUAUAUGAAUGAAUACAAUGGAAACCAACACGCAUACAUACAUAUAUAUAUAUAUAUAUAUAUACAUAUAUUAUACAUAUAAAAACAAACGACAGAGAAAAGGGGGUGAGCAGUGCUCGAGUAUUAAGAACGCAUUUGUUUGAGAAACAAACUAGAACAAAACAAAAAAGAAAUGAUGAAGCAAAACAUAUUAAACUACAUAACAACAUUAUUAUCUAUACCGCAAAACAAUAGAAUGAACUGCUAUAUCGCAAACGAAAAAAAAACCAGAUGAAAUCUUGUAGCAACGUGAGCAGCAGAAAUUGAUACAUUAUUUAAGCUUGUACUUGUUAAACGCGAGGAAGCGCAGGCCUGGCGUGCCCUGGCCUGGCAGCCCUCAGAUAACACAUAAUGCAUACAUUUGUAGGCGUCCGCAUUUGCUGAAUGUGCGCUGGAAACGGGGGGUGUAGCGCGUGAGAAGUAGGAGAACCAAAACCAUACAAAAUGAAACACACGAAACAAACAAAAAGCAUACAACAACAAAACCAGACACCCAUACACAGGAACGCGCAUUUACAGCCGCAGAGCAGACGAGACCACUUAGCUAUUGCACAUUACCUACUUUGAAAUGGAACGGAGCGGGAAGAAGAUUGCAAAAGCUAGUCGCUAGGAUGCUAGGGCCAGGAUGUUUGAAGCAGCUUCCGGCAGUGGCUUUGGUGGUGGUUUUUUUUUUUUCGAGGGCGCAUGUUACGCUAGCUGCAGCAUCGAUACGUUUGUGUGAAAGCGCUAACACACUGGAAUAGCGGCAUUGGAAAGAAAGCAGAAAAAAAGAACAAAAAAAUAGAUCAGUUCUGGUGUCGAAACCAUGAAACCGCCAACCAGCAAUAAAGCAAUUCGUUACAGCAUGAAGCUAAAAGGAGCCGUUACGACGGCGUAAGGGCAAAAAUAAGAAACAAGCCACUUUGGGGAAUAAGACAAAAUCCAGCGACCAAAAAAAAAAACAAUAAAAUAGCCAGAGAAAAAUGACAUAACGCAACAUGGGAAGUGAAACCAGUUCAAGAGAGGGAAAGAUUACGUGACAAACGACACACGGCCGGUCGAGGCGGUUGAGAAGCAAAAAAAAAACGAAAGCAGGUGAUGAUAAAAAUAACAUCCAUCAAGUGCAGAUUCAGGACGAACCAAUAUAAUAUGUUUGCUCGCUGCGGUGGCUAAGGAUGUCAGGACAUCAGGCAGAAGAAAAAAAAAAGAUCGACACAAAUUACUUGCACGUGGUUGUAUUAAACAAAAAAAGCCAACAGGAAAAAGGUAAUAAGAGCAAACUAAAACGAAAAACAAGGGAACGUGAAUGUGCGAACAUCAGAGUAAUGAAACACGCAGCAAGACCAAAUGUGGGAAGCAAAAAUCAGGAAAGAAGGAGCAAAAAAGUGAUAAUAAACAACAGAAGUAAGGCAUAACAUGCAAGCGGGCAAGUAAUAUAAAACGAACAUACAAAAACUGGUACUGGCAUUGUGAUCGGGGGCUUCAAGGGACUCAGGCAAAGGGAGCAAAAAAAAAACAAUGCAACACAAGCACACACGAAAAACAAAACGCUAAAUAAAAACUAGUAACAGUGAGAUGGGAAACCAA
This is a messenger RNA of Anopheles nili, 7623 nucleotides long. RefSeq names its product metallo-beta-lactamase domain-containing protein 1. The record is from RefSeq and is a predicted model, not a curated record. Bases 1180 to 1875 code for a protein of 231 amino acids. The transcript has 3 exons. Lineage: Eukaryota; Metazoa; Arthropoda; Insecta; Diptera; Culicidae.